Molecule: messenger RNA, 1440 nt
Organism: Trichomonas vaginalis G3
Lineage: Eukaryota; Parabasalia; Trichomonadida; Trichomonadidae
Product: armadillo (ARM) repeat-containing protein family
Exons: 1
Coding region: 1-1440 (479 amino acids)
Source: RefSeq, a predicted model, not a curated record
AUGAAUUAUAAAAAAACUGAUGAUAAUAUUGAUGAUAUCGAUAUUGGACAAAACAAAGAGAAAGAACUUAAAUGGAUAGGGCCAAAUAUCCUGAAAAUUAAUAUAGAAAGCGAUGAAGUUUCUGAAUUAUCAGGACUAAUUAAGACUUAUUCUGAAUCAAAUGAGAAAAAUAGACUAAAUAACAAAAUAAUUGAAUGCAUGAAUCAUAUUGAUCUUGAUAUCUCAGAUCUAUUGCAAGAAAAUGAUAUAACUCCUAAUUUAAUUGAUCAAACGCAGCAUGCAAAACAAUUUCUGAGAGCUAGUUCGUAUAACUUGCUUUAUUUAUUGGCUAAGAAUUCGGUUUUAACAGCUCAUCACAUAUAUGAUCAAUUUGAUUAUUUUAAAAUCCUUAUUCCAGCAACAUCAAAUGGAAUUGAUAUUCUUAAGCUGUUGACUGUGUUUUUAACAUAUUGCAAUGACCUAACAGAAAAUGUAAUCAAUAAUCAAAUCCUUGAAUUUCUUUAUAGCGAAGUAAUAACGAAUUCUGAUUAUGAAGAGCUGUUUGAUGAAGGAAUUAACUUCUUGCUUGCAUUUCUUCAGACCAAAAAUGCAUUUCCAGAUCAAUGUUAUACUCAAUAUGAAACAAUCUUCAACAUUCUCUCCGAAAUAUUAGUAUAUCUAUUAACACUCAACAAAGAAGGCAUCAAAAAGGUCAAACAAUAUGAUAUCUUGAUAACUUAUUUAUUAUGCACUCUUGUUUCUCAUGAAGACAUAGGUCACUUUGCUGACGUGUUACAAGGAAUGUGUUUAUCAAAUUUAUACAAUCGAAUCCAGAAAAUAGAAAACUUGCCUGAAUAUUUUGAGUUUUUCCAUUGUUUAUGUGAAUUUAACCCUGAAUAUGCUAUGGACUUUGUAGAAGACAGCCCAAUUAUCUCAACCUUAAUGAGAUACUUUCAAAUUUCAGAAAACAAGCAUCAAGUACUUAACUUCUUGAUCCAUUUUGCGGAUAUAUCAGAAAGAGCAUCAAUGAUCUUAUAUAACGCUAAUUUGCUUGACAUUUUUAUCCAAUCAGGAUUUUAUUAUAAAUUUGAUGAGAACGCUCCAACUGUUCUGCAGGAAGGCCAGGUCUUCGAUUUAAUUGAUGAGCCUACGAAAGAAAAGUAUAUUUACCUCUUUACUAUAUUAUGUUAUCAAAUUCCAAAGUUAAUAUUACAAGAUGAUGCAGUUUAUAGAUAUAUUAUAUAUUGUAUAGAUAUGUACGAGCUUCUUCCUCAAGAUUUUGAAGCCAAAUACUUCAAAGCGAUUCAAGCUCUUUUCGCAAACGGGUUGAUCGCUGAAAAGAUCGAUGAUAUUGAUGAAUUUUGUGAUUUCCUUGAAGAUAUGAGUAUUAAUUCAGAAGAUGAAGUAGUAAGCGCCACUGCACGAUCAAUUCUCAAUUUCCAUUUCGAGAAAUUCGAAUAA